Molecule: messenger RNA, 2023 nt
Organism: Nematostella vectensis (starlet sea anemone)
Lineage: Eukaryota; Metazoa; Cnidaria; Anthozoa; Actiniaria; Edwardsiidae
Exons: 4
Coding region: 382-1356 (324 amino acids)
Source: RefSeq, a predicted model, not a curated record
AAUUCGCAUGGGCUAUUCCGUGAGCCGUGUGGGGUCGAUCAGGCCAUUUGUUUAUUGCCAGAAAUUUCCAACGAACGGCUCACAAACGACCAAGAAAAUAUCACCAAGAUGAGUCGAGACAGAAAUGAUAACUUCCUGAUAGAACCGACGUCUUAAUUGAUGUACUGGGCAAGCUCUUUUGCUUUAGAAGAUGAAGAAGGGUUGUCUAGAAAUAGCUAUCUCUUGUUUCUUUCUGCCGUUAGAUAAUUGGCUGAAUUCCAAAUUCCCUAGUAAACCUUUUUCAUUCCCCCAGUGAAUGGAUAUGUGAAUUCUUGGGGGGCCUGGGGCAAGUGCUCUCACUCUUGUAAUGGCAAGCAAUGGCGAACGCGUACAUGUCCGCCAAUGACGUCAUGCACCGUAGAAGAUCUGAGCGAAGAGCGCGAAUGUAGAACUGACAAGUGCGUGGCGCCGGAUGUUCUUCUCGGCAUCGGGAUCGUAUCCACGCUGUUAGUGAUCGCUGUUAUAAUACUCAUCUUCGUGAUCGUGAGAAGAAGGAGAGUGCUAAGGCAACAAGCCGAACUCGACGCCCAGCGCCCGUAUUUCAAGGACCACAUUCACCACGCCCUCAUUGAAAGCUACUACAAUGGCAUUAACCAGAAGUCUAACCCUACCUCACCUGCGAGUAAUGAACGAAUUUCUCGGCGUCUAUCCUCCACUUCACUAACAUCGCUCGGCGCGGAGACGCCCCUGACGAAGAAGAGGGAAUUCGAGAACGAUGCAGAUCUCGCUAUGGAGCAUUUCGACUCACAUGCUUCGCUAUCAAGCUCGACGGUGGAACCCUCUUUUACGAGGCAAGAUAACGACUCUACGAGCGAGGUCGAGUCAGAAGCGGCGAGUAGCGUGGUCGACAUACGAAGGGAUUCCAUGACUCAGACAGAUGGGCUGGCUCUUGCAAGUGUUUCACGAAUUCGCUCUGAAGAAAACGAGUUAAACACGAAGGUAGAUACGUCACCCUUUCGGAAAGGAACCUCGCCAAUAUUGAAAAAUAAGUGGUAUACAAACAAACGUUCCUCUGCAAACAACACGGAUUCACCAACUCAAGGCCGGUAUUCAAGUAUAAUAAAGAACAUUCCAGCCAAACCGAAACCUUAUCAGAAGGGACGAGAAGGGACGGAAUCGGGCAAAGGAAGGAGGAUUGAGCGGAGGACAAGUAGGGCCAGUAGUGUGGCCAGUAGUAUGGAUAGCAUCGAGGAGCUGAGUGAAGAGGAAGAUGAAUCGGGUAAUGCACAAAUACGUGUCGCGGCGUCAUCAGGCAUAGAAAAGAAGCCUCUUGAAUUGCACGUAACGAGAGAUUAUCCCAUAGUCUACCAUUUGUAGCACAGGAAUGUGAGAGCUAAGGUUCAUCAAUCAUAAUAAGGUUACACAACACAACGCAAGUUAACAGGAGAACUUUGAAGGAAAUCUACAACACCAAGCUCUUUCAUAACAUACAAAGCCUUCAGGGGCGGAUCUAGCCUUUCGCUAAAGGGGGGUUUGGCUCAGUGGCAAAGAGGGGAGGGGUGAUUUUUGGUUCUUACAUACGGCUUUCUGGCAGCCCAAGGGGGGUUUAAACCCCCUUAACCCUCCCCUAGAUCCGCUACCGGCCUUCCACCUGCAAACACCCAGGCCCAUACAGCAGCUUCUCACUAAGACAAACGCCACACGGGGGCUAAGGCGGAUCAGCACAGUUAAGCCAAAAACUAAAAUGGUCAAGAGAUCUGUUACUUUUGAGGUCGCAAAGGCGUGGACUACGCUAUCAUGGCACAUGUUAUCAUCGCCGGCACCAUGAUACACUAGGCUCUUUCAAAGACAGCUGUCUAAAGACUUGCAAGACAGACAGUAGAUUUGUCACUCAACCCAGAUAGCAGAUUAGUCACGCAACACAGGAAGUAGAUUGGUCAAACUAAACAACGCAAUGACGUCCGUGAGCCAACGUGCUUUUCCUAUUUCUAUAUGUUAUACAUGUUCUCAAUGUAAGGUCAUCACAUUAAAUACUACUUAUAAA